AUGGAUUUAUAUAAUUUUUAGCACUUUAUUUUAGAAUUAGAUUUCAAUCAAAUUUUAGAAUCAUCAAAGCUAAACCAAAUAGAAGUACCAGGAGAAGAAUAAAUUAAUUCAGAUUAAUUAUGCAAAGUACCAAUAUAAUUUAGUGAUGAUAAUGAAUAUUAAAAGAUUUGGAAACCUCUUUUUUAUGAGGAAGUUAAAGCUAAUAUUGUAAAAUCAUUUCAAACAGAAGUAUUAUCUAUAAUUAGAUAUUAUUAGACUUAUCCAGAUGUAGAAUAUAAGUUAGUAAAACAUGAAAAAGAUGAAUUUAUCAAAUUAGAUUUUUAAUUAAUUGGAUAGAAGGAUCAAUUAAAUUACAGAGAUUUAAUAGUUAUUUCAGGAAAUCCUUAUAAAAAAGGAGAGACUUGUAUAUUAGGUCUAAUUGAAAAUAACUAAGAUAAUAUUAUUAGAGUAAAUGUAUAAACAAAUGAAAAUCCAAUUGAUUCACUUUUUAAAGAAAACUCAGUAAUAAAUCAAUAAAAUCCACAAUAAAAAUAAUUAAAGAAUUUUUAUAUAAGAAAAGUGACUGGUUUAUCAACAUUAGAAAGAGAAUAUAAGGCUCUUCAAAAAUUUGGUGAUUUAAUGCUUAAGAAAAUCCUUCUAACAUUAGAAUCAUAACCAAAAGUGAAUUCUUAUUUCACAAUUCCAUAUAAAUUAGAUUAAAAAUUACACUCUAUAUAUAAUUCAAGUCAAUACGAGGCAAUAUAGCAAACAUUAAAAACACAUGGAAUUACUUUAAUAUAAGGGCCACCAGGUACAGGUAAGACAAAGACAGUACUUGGUACUUUAAGUGUAUUAUUAUAAUCAAAAUAAGAAAAACCUUAAUUAAAUUUAAUAUAAAAAACUAGUAUUGAAAUAGAGUAAGAAUUUAAUUAAGAAUAUCCUUAACCUUGGAAAUCUUCAGAUUAUGAUGAUUGGAGAGAUCAUAUAUUUGAUGAUGUAGAAUAAGAUAUAUCAAAUUAUUUUUCAAAUAGAUUAACAGAUUUUCGUAAAGAAAAACCUAUUCCAAUAUAUAGAAGUGAUUAUUCUUAAACAAAAAUACCUAAUAAGAUUUUAGUUUGUGGUCCAUCAAAUGCAUCCGUAGAUGAAAUAAUAAGGAAAAUAUUAGAUGAAGGUUUAUUAGAUGAAAAUGGUUAAAGAUCUGAUGUACCAAUAGUUAGAAUUGGUGAAAAUUUUGAUCCUACUUUAUAGAAGGUUUCUUUAGAAAGUUUAGUCUAAUAAAAGGAAUUUGAAAUGUAAAAUCAAGAUAAAGAUAAAAUAAAAAAAGAAAUAUUAAAUUAAGCUAAGAUAAUUUUUGGAACUCUCUCUUCAAGUGGUUCAAAUGUCUUAAAUUAAUCUGAAUUGAAAUUUGAUACAGUUAUAAUAGAUGAAGCAGCUUAAGCUGUAGAAAUUUCUACAUUGAUUCCUUUGUAAUAUGGUUGCAGAAGAUUAAUUUUAAUUGGUGAUCCAAAUUAAUUACCUGCUACUAUUUUUAGUUCUGUUUGUGGAAAAUACAAAUAUGAUUAAAGUUUAUUUGAAAGAUUAUAAAAAUAAGGAGCUAAUGUUCAUUUAUUAAAAGUAUAAUUAUAAAUUAAUUUUAGACUUAAUAUCGUAUGCAUUCAAAAAUAUCUAAAUUCAUUUCAACAACAUUUUAUAAUAGUGAAUUAAAUGAUUAUGAAUAUUUAGACAGAUUGAUAGGAACUCCUAAAUUUUAUGAUUAUUACACUUAUAGUCCAGUUGUUGUUUUACAUGUUAAAGGUUAUGAAAAUUUUACGAGAAAUUCUUAUUGCAAUGAAAUUGAAGCUAAAGUUGUUACAGAAAUAUAUAAAGAUAUGAAAAAUAAAUUUCCUAAUUUCAACAUGAAUAAUUUAGGAAUUGUAAGUCCAUAUAGUCAAUAAGUUUGGCUUAUUUCUAAAUAAUUAAAAAAAUUAAGUGAAGAAAAUGUUGAAGUUAAAACUGUUGAUGGAUUUUAAGGGAGAGAAAAAGAUGUUAUAAUAUUUUCCAGUGUUAGAUCAAAAUUUAUAAGUGAAAAUCAAAAAAAUCCUAAAAAAGGAGUAGGAUUUCUUAGUGAUGCAAGAAGAAUGAAUGUUAGUUUAUCUAGAUGUAGGUAAACUUUAAUUAUUGUAUGUGAUAUUUAUAAAAUAUCUUGUAAUGAAAGAUGGAGAAACUUAAUCAAUUAUAGCAUUAAAUUAGGUUCAUGUUAUAGAGUAGGAACAAAUGAUGUUUCUGAAUGGUUUUAAUCAUUCGAUUAAGACCCUCUUAAAUAUUCUAUUGUCGAUGAAAUAAUUUUUAAAAAAAAGAUUAAAAUUGAGUAAGAGAAACCAUGAAAAUACACCUUUAUUUUAAAC
This is a messenger RNA of Paramecium sonneborni, 2363 nucleotides long. The record is from the annotation of a GenBank genome assembly. Lineage: Eukaryota; Ciliophora; Oligohymenophorea; Peniculida; Parameciidae.